Molecule: messenger RNA, 918 nt
Organism: Closterium sp. Yama58-4
Lineage: Eukaryota; Viridiplantae; Streptophyta; Zygnematophyceae; Desmidiales; Closteriaceae
Source: the annotation of a GenBank genome assembly
AUGCCGUACCUUUAUCGCGCCGAUCACUCAAAUCUCCGGCGUCCCCUUUCCCCACCAUCCCCGCGCGCUGCUGUUUGCAUCACCAUCUGCAGCGGUGGCGGCGUCCGCGGAGGUUCCGUUGGCGGUGCCAGCGGCGUCGGAAAGUGCGGCGGUUGCGGCGGCGGCGGCGGCGGCGGCGGCGGCGGUGGCGGUGCGGGCGGUGACGGUACUAUGUCCCGCAAGGUGACGCAGGUGUCGGGUAUUCUGGACGUGCAUGUGAUGCAAGCGGAGGGACUGAAGAACGUGUGCUUGUACGGACCCCAGGACGUUUACGUUAAGAUCCUCUGCGGCACGCACGACGACUCGCAGGGCCGCGUCGCGCUGCAUACCAAGACCGUGAAAGCCGGCGGCUCGAACCCCAUAUUUAACCAGCGACUACAGGUAGGCGUGCAGGAGCGCCACGUGGAGGUGAAGUGCGAGAUCUGGGCGGCGAGCCACAACCGCGGCACGGCAGACGACCAGCUCAUCGGCUUCGUGCACGUGCCUAUUUACAAAGACUCUUCCGACAAGGCCAAGGGGCAGACUAUCCGCGAGUUCCCCCUCCGCCCAGUAGACGGCGACGCGGGGGCAGCCUCCGCGGGGGUCAUCCGCCUUGCGCUCUCUUACCAUCCGCGCCCCUCCUCUUCCGCCGCCGCGUCCUCCGCCCUCCCCAUCCGAGGACCGCCCGGCGGAGGCAUCUUGGGCCGCGCGCUUUCCGCAGCCUUCUGCCGGAUCGCCAGCGACAAAGCGGGCGCGGGGAGCAGCAAAGCGAGCGGAGCGGGCGGCGGCAGCGGCGGCGGCGGCGGCGGCGGCAGCAGCGGCGAUUCCCGCAGUGACGGCAGCGAGCGCGGGAGUAGCAGGGGCGCGCGGGGUUGUUGCGGCGGUUGGCGGAAGCAUUAG